Messenger RNA from Dunckerocampus dactyliophorus (ringed pipefish), 4223 nucleotides. Its product is annotated as leucine-rich repeat LGI family member 2-like. Gene Ontology annotation, biological process: inhibitory synapse assembly. The transcript has 8 exons. Bases 669 to 2300 code for a protein of 543 amino acids. Gene Ontology annotation, molecular function: protein binding. The record is from RefSeq and is a predicted model, not a curated record. NCBI's taxonomy places the organism in Eukaryota, Metazoa, Chordata, Actinopteri, Syngnathiformes, Syngnathidae.
UUAACUGCAUUGAUUAAUUAGAGAAGUAUUGUUUAGUGAAGUAAGAAUUGAAUGUCCAUAUACAACAAUUUGGACAACUUUUACUUUGGGUUUAUAUGGCCUGUGGGGCUUACUCUUGUUUCCUACUGCCUGUGUGGCUUUUGGUUUCUCCUACCUGUGUGGCUUACUUUAACUGUCUACUGCCUGUGUGGCUUAUUUUUGGUUUAUCCAGCCAGUGUGCCUAACUGUUGCGAUAGUAAUUAUUACUUUUAAUUUUUAACGUUUGCAAAACUUCUCUUGCCCCUGAAAAUGGAUGGAAAAAGGUAAUUUGCCUAGCAAUAGGUGGCUAUCAAACAAUCACGUGACCAGGGACUCGAUUCUGUUGAUUGCUGCACCUGCAAGCUAGCUAGCCAGUUAUAACCCGCUAAAAGGUGCUAACCAUGAAUAGAGGAUGUAAAAAGCACUUGAAAUAGUAAGUAUUGUCGUUUUCCUGGUAUGUAGCCCACCAUUUUUCAUUUAAAAACGAAAAUGACACUGGUCUGUGCACACUGCUCGAAUGACUUUUUAGUGGUGACAAAGCAACAUUCCCUCCGAGGGGGGCGCAGUGUCAGGCGGUGUCAGGAGCGUCCUGCUGCAUUCUGAGGUCGAUAAGAGGCUGCUGUUGGAGUCCAUACGUCUCUGGGGGAAAAAUGACCAUCAUGCGCAAUCUAGUGGUCCUGUUUGUGUUAUUGGGUAUUUGUGGAGCCCACAAAUGGAAAAGGAAUUUUAAAUGUCCUUCAGGAUGCUCGUGCACCAAAGAGACCAUCAUGUGUGUUGGCACCUCGCACGUCCCGAGAACCAUACCAAGUGACGUCACCUCACUGAGCAUCGUAAACGGCUCCAUUGCAGAAAUCACAGAGGGGAUGUUUUCACUCAUGCCUUCCCUGCAGCUACUGCUUUUCAAUGCAAACUCUUUGACUACGAUAAAAGACGAUGCAUUCUACGGCCUCCCACAUCUGGAGUAUUUGUUCAUUGAAGGGAACAAGAUUGAAAGCAUCAGCAAAAAUGCCUUUCGCAGUCUACGAGAUCUAACUCAUCUGUCUCUUUCCAAUAACAAGAUGAGGUUCCUACCAAGAGAUCUAUUUUUUGAUUUGGAUUCAUUGCUGGAACUAGACCUGCGGGGCAACUACUUCCAGUGUAGCUGUGAGAACAAGUGGCUGAUGACGUGGCUAAGAAACACCAAUGCCACCGUGUCGGACAUUUACUGUGCAGGCCCUGCUGACAUGAAGAGCAAGCGACUCAAUGACCUACCUAUUGCACCUGGCCAGUGCAUGUCUACAGACUUUGUGCGUCACCAGUCCAUUCCCAUCCAGUCUAUGUCAGCAGACAUCUUCUUCUUUAAAGAAGACAUCUAUGUGGCCAUGGCUGCACCCAACUCUAACAGCUGUGUGGUCAUGGAAUGGGAUCACAUCGAAAUGAAUUUCAGAAAAUUUGACAACAUAACAGGUAAGUCUGUCGUCGGGUGUACAUCGGUUCUGGUGGACGACCAUGUCCUGAUCAUUGUCACGCAGCUCUUCGGGGGCUCUCACGUCUACAAGUUUGACGAUCAGCAGAACAAGUUCACAAAGUUCCAGUCCAUUGAGGUCUUCAACAUCUCCAAGCCGAAUGACAUUGAGGUGUUCCACAUGGACGGCGAGUGGUAUUUUGUCAUAGUGGACAGUUCCAAAGCGGGCCUAUCUACUCUUUACAAGUGGACCGACCAACCGGACCGCAACCAAACGGGCUUCUACACCUAUCAGUUCCUCCACGAAUGGUUCCGCGAUACGGAUGCCGAGUUUGUCGAAUUGGAAGGCAAGUCCUACCUCAUCUUAGCCAGCCGCUCUCAGCCACCUGUCCUCUACCUGUGGAACAAGAGCACGCUCAAGUUCAUGCUCCAUGGUGAAAUUCCGAACAUUGAAGACGUGGUGGCUGUCAAAGCUUUCCGUCUAGAAGGUGACAUGUAUCUGGCCAUGACCUGCUACAUCGGUGACUCUAAAGUUCUUAAAUGGACCACUAAGCAGUUCACAGAGCUGCAGGCUCUACCCUCUCGAGGGGCGAUGGUCCUCCAACCUUUUUCCUUCACGGACAGACACUAUCUGGCUCUGGGCAGCGACUACUCCUUCACACAAAUCUACCUCUGGGAUGCCGAGACCAAAACUUUCCACAAGUUUAAGGAUAUCUACGUGCAGUCUCCGCGCUCGUUUACUGCCGUCACCACUGACCGCAGAAAUUUCAUAUUCUCCUCCAGCUUUAAGGGCAAAUCCAUGGUGUUUGAACAUGUUAUAGUAGAUUUAAGCUUAUAAGGCAAGUGUGGAGGGGUGUCACAAGAUCUCGCGAUAUUCAAACAUGACAGAAUUUCUCGUUCUGAAAAAAACAGUUUUGCGAUAAUAAAUUUAUUAAUCACAUGAUAAAUGAAAAUUAACUCGAUAAUUUAUCUGGCCUCCAUUUAUUGCCAUGUGCAUGCGUGUCUAUUUUCCUCGUCUCUCGCCUUCAAACAUGCAUUGUUUGUCUCAGUGGGGGAGGGGGCCGCUAGCAUACACACUCAACAAAAAAGUGGAGCUUCCUGAGGAGCAAUGAGGUAAGGUAGUAGAAGUUAGUAGUGUGGAAAUAUUAAUAAUUAGCAAGGCGAGCCCAUCAACACGAACAAGCCACUAUGCCAAAUUUAUUCGAAAGUGGUAGCAACAAAACGAACUUGCCCAAAUAUAACUACCCAACCCAGUUUUGUCACCUGGGAAAAAAAAUACACAUCGAAAUGCACAGUCUUCGUCCCGACAGUCAACACUUAAUGAGACGUUUGGUUGGCAAAGUAAAUACAGUACAAGCAGGACAGCACAAAAAUGUGUGCGUUCACAGAAGGUCAUCGGGAAAGAAAUGCUGCUCUUUUUAUACAGAAGCCAGGAUUUCAACAAAUGCUACAAACAUUAGACAAUACGAAUUGCUUGUGAGAAAAUGCAUGUCACAAACACCAAUUCCACAACUUUACAGAGUGAACAAUGACAUAUUAAAGCAAAUAAUGCAUUAUCUGAUGUAUUAUAGGCCGCACAGUGACUGAGUGGUUAGCACACUCACACAGGCCACACAGUCAGAUCGGGAAGACCUGGGUUUGAAUCUCCGAUGGGCAUUUCUGUGUGGAGUUUGCAUGUUCUCCCCGUGCGUGCGUGCGUUUUCUCCAGAUACUCCGGUUUCUUCUUACAUUCCAAAAACAUGCAUUUGAGGUGAAUUGGCGAAUGAAUGUGAGUGUGAAUGAUUAUUUGUCUGUAUGUGCCCUGCGAUUGGCCGGCAACCAGUCCAGGGUGUACCUCGCCUCUCACCCGAAGUCAGCUGGGAUAGGCUCCAGCAUACCCCCAUAACCCUAAUGAGGAUAAGCGGCAUAGAAAAUGGAUGGAUGGAUGAUGUAUUAUAUAUAAUCAUGACAGUGAUUUAUUUGGCCUCAAAAAAUGUUGACUGUAAUGUAAUUUAGCAUCAAUUUGUAAGGCAAUAAACAUUUCAAAACACACCUGCAUUGUUUUGUGAUGCGGUUAAAUAAACAAGUUUGUUUUUCCAGUCAUAUUUUUUAAUUGUACUUUUCAUAAAAUUAAUUAAUAUGAUUAUAUCAUUUAGUAUCAUUCAUGUGCAUCGUCUCGUUUUGUUAAUUAGGUGUCUCGUGACGCCCCUGCAAGUGUGUCAUUGCUGUUCAGUACUUCAUUAGUGUCUUUAUACAAGUAAAUAUCCCCCAAUAUGAGACAAACUGUGGCUGUAAAUGGAACUUCUAAUAGCUUCGAAUGACCUGGUUGGCUCCUUGCAUGGCAGCCUCCAACGUCAAUGUACUGUAUACACGUCAAUGCUUAUUGUACAGUAAUAUUUAAUGUCCGCUUUUACUGUAUUAUGCAAAAGCAAUGGAGUGUAGGCUGUGUCGUUUGCUCUUCUAUGGACUCAUUCCGUUGUAUUUGGUGACACAACAGCAGAAUGUGAUGAGCCUCCUGUCAACAUGCACAACAUUUACUGACCUAUGCAAAAUGCAGAAUGCAUGUCUGUGCUGCUAUUGAAAUGCAAAUUGCAUAUUUUUGGAUUACAGAUCAUUUGGUGCAAGUUUAACACCAACCUUUUUACUUGACUUGAAAGCUGUGGUAAUUGUGGUCUUCAGUGAUGAUCUGUAUCUGUUAAAUGUAUUAGUCAUGGUAACAAUGUGCAAUUAUUUAUUGUAAAUGUAAACGAAAGUCUGUGUAUUAAAUAAAUCUAUAACUUGA